AAUAAUGUUAUAAUUAUUUUUUGCUACGAUAAUUCUGGCAACAUGAUGUUAAAAUUUCUGUUUGCGAUGGAAAGCGUGAUAAAUCCUUGUGAGGGGAAAGUUUAUCAACCAAAAUAAACAUAGUGAUGGCGGCUUCAUUAUUAAACGAUCUAUAUUUUGAAUCAAAGUAACCAGUUAUAAACUUUGGUGAAAAGAGACAGUUUUAUUAAUUAACAUGACAACAAUAAAAACACUUCCUCUGAACUCAAGAAGGAAAAUCCGAAAUAAAAUGGACAGAAGAUGACAAUCGGAAACCAUAUGGUGGAAUGGAAAUCAAAAAAGAAAAAAUAUUAAUAAUAAGAUGGGAUUGAAGUCUUCCAAAGUGACUUCCUGGUCGAAAUUUUGCAGUUUAAUUGCAAUUACUUUUCUUUUGUUCAUUUUAAGUAAUAUUAUUUUAAUUCAUCUAAUGUUUGAACAGAAAUUCAAAUGGCCAGAAAAAGAUUAUAAUUCUCCAUAUUUUCAAACUUUAAAAAUGUAUUUUAUCAAAGGACAGUCUGAUUGGAAAUUAUUUAUUAACGUAUCAAAUAAAACAAAUUUAAUGAAUUUAUUAUUACCAAAACCUAAACAAAUGAUGGAUUGUAAGUCCUUAGAAAACAGCAAAGAACAUAUUUAUAUUGCAACUGGAUGGACUAAAGUUUCUUAUUCUGCAAAGUUAUAUGAUAAAGACAUUGCAAUUAAGACUGUUAAUGUUUAUGGUCGUGACGUGAGAGAAUGUUUGAAGUGGGAUUCAAAUGUGCGCCUUUUAGACUGUUAUCAACUGGCUGCUGCUAAGAUUUUGAGAGAGAUCUUUCUGUUACAAAAACUAAUUCAUCCGAAUGUCAUAGAGAUGUUAGGAUAUUGUGUGCCUGUAAUAGAUUAUAAUGGAGCUCAAAGCAGUUCUGUAUCAGUCAUUACUGAACUAGGACAACCAAUUGAUAUUAUAAGCUUAUUACAGAUGUCUUGGGAAGAUCGUUUAAGAGUUUCUUUGGGCAUGGCACACCUAUUAUAUCAUCUUGCUCAUUCUUCUUUAGGCUCUCUGCUCAUGUCAGAUUUCAGACGACAACAGUUUGUUUUAGUGAGAGGAAAACUCAAAUUAUCUGAUGUAGAUGACAUAAUUAUUGGCGAUCCAAAAUGUUCAUCAAAGAAAAAUUGCACAAGUUAUUUUACUCAACAAAAUUUAACAUUGACUGUACCAUGUCAAAAAGGUAUUUGCUCUGGUCUCAAUGAGAAACAAAAUAUAAUACAUGCUGGAAGGCAUUUCAUGAGUUUUAUUCUUCCACAUGGUGUUCCUGGAAAGUUACAACCAUUUGUUGAUAAAAUUGUAGAUGCUUAUAGUAAAGGUUCUUGGGAUUCAGAGAAACUUCUACAGAAAACUGAAGAAGUAGUAUAUCUUUUUAUUAAUGGUUUUUACAGAAAUACUUUAUCAGAAAAAAAUGCUUUAAAAAAUUACAGGAUUUAUAACAAUAGUGAUUUACCAGGAUUAUUUGAUUAUCAUUGCCAACUAACAUUAUCUGGACAUGGUUGCACUCUUUCUGUAUUUGAUACUGAAGAAGCAGCAAAAAUAUGUUCUGGAGAUCCAGAAUGUAAAGCAUUUGUUUUAACAAAUGACACAACUUGGAGUGGAAGAAAAAUUGUUCAUUUUAAAAAUGGAUACAAAACACCUGUAAAAAGUUUAACAACUUUAUUUGUUAAAAACUAAAUAAUAUUUUGUAUAUAAUUUAAAUUUGACAACUAAGAUUUAUAAUCUGUGCCAAAACACCAGUGAAAAAUUUUUCCUAUGGAAAAUAUUUGCAUAUAAUAAUAAUUUUUUUAUAAUGAUUUAUUAUAUGUAAUUAAAGUUUUGAAUUAAAAUAGUGUAUGUUCAUGAAAAAACUGAAUAACUGAUUUCAAAUUAUUCAAAGUGAUGAAGCACUAUACUGUACCAUACAUAAAUUAGAUUUCUAUUUAAUGCAAUAAACAUGGGCUCCAAAAAGUAAUUGAAUAUCUUUUGUAGUCUGAUGGGCUAUUACAUGACUAACUUGAAGAAUUAGUGACAGUAAAAUUAAUGGAAAAAUGUUUAAGGUUAAAAAAUACGAAUUCGUUUUAUCAAUAUACUUUUGCACAUGGAAAAACAAAUAAAAGAUUUGGAGAAUGUUUCUU
This is a messenger RNA of Centruroides sculpturatus (bark scorpion), 2157 nucleotides long. Its product is annotated as extracellular tyrosine-protein kinase PKDCC-like. The record is from RefSeq and is a predicted model, not a curated record. The coding region runs from base 341 to 1717 and encodes 458 amino acids. Gene Ontology annotation, molecular function: non-membrane spanning protein tyrosine kinase activity. The transcript is spliced from 6 exons. NCBI's taxonomy places the organism in Eukaryota, Metazoa, Arthropoda, Arachnida, Scorpiones, Buthidae.